AUGCCUGCUGGACCUAGUGAGACGCACUCUCUCAUCUUCGAAUGGCCCCUCACUGGACUCAGGCAGCUCUUCGAUAGUAGUAGGGCAGAUGUCAAGUCCAAGGUGGUCAAAUCGGUCACCUUUGGAGGAGGAAGGUGGGCUGUACUCUUUUACGCUCAGAGCGGACUUGAUCAGUUCUGCUCCCUCUACCUCAAUGCUGAGCCUCUCGAAGAAGAAAGGAGGCUACCCGCUGGUUUGAUGCAGAAUAAGCUCUCGGAGCAGGAAUGGGUACGAGAAGGCUUGUACAGCUUCACGUUCACUCUACAGACACUCGACAAGACCAUGACCAUCGGUACCAAGGAGGCCCACUCCCAUGCCUAUUCUUCCACGACGUCCAAUUGGGGAUGGGCACAAUUUGCCAAGCGUGACGCCACCUUCUAUGCCAAUGCAAGAGUCAAGGAGGCCGACGGCUUCCUCAUCACCGUCAGCGUUCACCCCGAAUCAGAGAAGCCCCGCACUGAAAGGCCGGAGGCUAUCACUGUUCCUUCAACGCUGAUUAAGUCGGUGGGAUCUCUCCUCGAUGAUCCAGAUCUUAGUGACGUCGUCUUCCUCAUCAAGCCGUCCGUCUCCCAGCGUCCUCCCGGUCGACCCAAGAUGCCCACUCGCAAGAUCUAUGCUAUGAAGAAAGUCCUCGCCGCGCGAUCGAAAUACUUCCGGGACAUGUUUGAAAGCGGCUUCCAAGAAGGCGAGGCUGAUGACGAUUCAGACGCAGCAGACGAUGCCUCUUUUCGCCCUGUCCAGACGCCUGCUUCUCCCAGCAAUGGGAUGGCUGCGUCUUCCUCUGCUAGCGCUUCAGUCUAUGACCGCAACGCCAACUCUGGCCCAGCCUUCGCCGGUAACGAUCGUCGACAAACCGGUGGGGUCGGGGGAAUGGCCGGUCUAGAUGACGAUGACUACUGUGGCCAUGAGCCUUUGCUGGACGAUUCAGACGCUGAGCUAGACAUGCCCUUUAUCACACGGCACUCAAAGCGCCAGCUUCAUCCGAUCGAGAUAUUGUCAGACGACGAAGAGGACCAAGUCCUGAGGGUAAGCGCCCUUGCAGCUGAGCGAGCGCCCAGAGAACAGGACAAUACAAAUAGCGCUGGAGACGCUGGCCAGACGACGGUCGGCGAGGUGAGGCAGAGCGUCUCGGACAUCUCUCUUGAGGGCUCGCCCGGUAGCCCUGCAGACGCUACCCCCUCUCCCUCUAAGCGCGGAAAGCGCGAGCGAUCAAGGACCGCCAAUCACGAGGCGACGGAGGCCGGUCAGUCGAGCUCUUCCCUCCGCUCUGAUAAGAGGAAGCGACGCAAAGUUGUGGUGAGGGACAGCUCCUACACCACUUUCAAGGCAUUGCUCUUCUACCUCUAUACCGAUACGGUUGAAUUUGCUCCUCUCACAUCGAGCUUCAUCGAGCUAGGCGAGUCAGACCGCGAUCCGGUCAGAGGACCACUAUCCGAUCGAGUCUCUCCUGCACAUUUUUGCGAAGACAUGCUCAAGGCGCACCAGAGACGCCAAGCAAUCAUCGACAUGCUCCACCAGAAGCAUCCUGAUCGACCCACUGCCUGCUCGGCCAAGUCGAUGUAUCGUCUGGCAGACAAGCUCAACCUUACCGACCUAAAGUCGCGUGCUCACCAGCACAUUGCAACUCACCUGGACUCGAUGAACAUUGUCUGGGAGGCCUUUUCCUCCUUUACCUGUCGCUACCCGGACAUUCUCAAGAUCGAAGUCGACUAUCUCCUUCGAAAUUGGAAGACGAUCAGGAAAGGGUCGCCGUUGAAGUCCGUCUUUGCUAGAGGGCAUGCACACCCGGGAUUGGGAGAAGUAUGGCCUGUCUUGCUCAAGCAGCUCACAUGGGCCCAUCCCCCUGAGGUUGAGUCCGAGGAUGAAGAUUCUGGAGCCCCACCAGCCUGA
Microstroma glucosiphilum is the source of this 1929-nucleotide messenger RNA. RefSeq lists its product as hypothetical. The record is from RefSeq and is a predicted model, not a curated record. Gene Ontology annotation, molecular function: ubiquitin protein ligase binding. Bases 1 to 1929 code for a protein of 642 amino acids. The transcript is spliced from 4 exons. Lineage: Eukaryota; Fungi; Basidiomycota; Exobasidiomycetes; Microstromatales; Microstromataceae. Gene Ontology annotation, cellular component: cytoplasm. Gene Ontology annotation, biological process: proteasome-mediated ubiquitin-dependent protein catabolic process; regulation of proteolysis.